Molecule: messenger RNA, 792 nt
Organism: Camellia sinensis
Lineage: Eukaryota; Viridiplantae; Streptophyta; Magnoliopsida; Ericales; Theaceae
Source: RefSeq, a predicted model, not a curated record
AUGGAAAGCACGGUGAAGGGGCAUUGGUCUAAUCUACCCCAUAGGGUGGUGUCCUCUACGCUGAGCUCAAGGUGGACAUCGGCAGGGAUGCCAUAUUCCUCCCGGAACACGGCUAAUGCACCCGGUGUGUUAACGAGGAAGCGGCCUAGAAAGUAUGAGUAUCAAAUAAAGAACAAUGAAGAGAUUCGAAGAACUUACAGGUUUGGAGGCGAGAAUCGGAUCCACAAGCGCAGAAACACUCCUGAGCGUCAACAGCAAUGCCUAAUCCACCAAAUGAAUGCUGUGAUGUGGGCAAGAAUAGUGUUUGGUAGAGGGGGUUACACUAGACUAUAUAAAUUAGAUGCGAGGAAGUUUAUAGUGGGAAAUGUUGGACCAAUUGGUUGCAUUCCCUAUCGGAAGACAAUCAAUCAACUAAAUGAAGAUGAGUGUGUUGAAUUGCCUAAUAAGCUGGCUCUUCAGUACAAUGCUCGAUUAAAGGAUCUGCUAGCUGAGCUAAAUGACAACCUCCCUGGAGCCACAUUUGUUCAUGCAAACGUGUAUGAUCUAGUUAUGGAACUCAUCAAAAACUAUGCCACAUAUGCAAGUAGGGCAUGUUGUGGAAAUGGAGGCCAAUUUGCCGGGAUUGUUCCAUGCGGACCACAAUCAAGCAUGUGCUCUGACCGCGACAAGCACGUGUUCUGGUAUCCUUACCAUCCCAGUGAUGCUGCCAACGUUAUCAUUGCCAAACAACUUAUCGGAGGAGACCACAAAUACGUGUCUCUGAUGAACAUUCGACAACUCCGAGAUCUCUGA